Messenger RNA from Fonsecaea erecta, 1344 nucleotides. RefSeq lists its product as hypothetical. Gene Ontology annotation, biological process: adenylate cyclase-activating G protein-coupled receptor signaling pathway; cell surface receptor signaling pathway. The record is from RefSeq and is a predicted model, not a curated record. Bases 1 to 1344 code for a protein of 447 amino acids. Gene Ontology annotation, molecular function: G protein-coupled receptor activity. Lineage: Eukaryota; Fungi; Ascomycota; Eurotiomycetes; Chaetothyriales; Herpotrichiellaceae. Gene Ontology annotation, cellular component: plasma membrane. The transcript is spliced from 4 exons.
AUGUCGAUCACGGCCUCACAAGACCCUGCGUUGGUGACGACCGAGAGAGUGGCCUCGGUGUUUUCUGUUCUGGGGGCGGCAUUCAUCAUCGCGACGUUCCUUUCGGACAGCAAGUUUCGCAAACCCAUCAACAGACUGGUAUUCUUUGCGGCAUGGGGGAACUUGUUUGCCAACGUGGCGACGCUGAUCGCGAGAUCCGGCAUCAAGUUGGGGGUGACGUCGCCGUUGUGCCAGUUCCAGGGCUUUUUGAUUCAAUGGUUCAUGCCUGCGGACGCCCUGUGGACGUUUGCCAUGGCCUGCAACGUCUACCUCUCCUUCUUUCGACAAUACGACGCCUCGCAACUUCGAAGUCUUGAGUGGAGAUACUUGGGAGCGUGCUACGGCAUUCCGUUCAUUCCAGCGUUGGUGUUUCUAUUUGUCAGCUCUGGGGACCGGGGCAAAGUAUAUGGAGAUGCGGUCCUGUGGUGCUGGGUCUCGACGAAAUGGAACGCGCUCCGGAUUGCCACCUUUUAUGGACCAGUGUGGCUGAUCAUUCUUGUGACCAUGUUUAUCUACGUCAAGGUGGGCGUCGUGGUGUUUCGAUGGCGCAAGCAGCUCCUCUCCUUGAACCAGAGCGAGGGCAGGGCUGGUGAUCCGUCUCACGGCUAUACGAUGAAUCACCUCCCGACCUCUCCCACGACCUAUGAAGUGACCAUCAGCAGCCAAGUUCCUCACUCACCGGAACCGAAGCAGCAGCGACAGCUGGGCUCGCCGCGGAGUACCUAUCACGAGGAUGUUUCGCGAACAGGUGCCCACCACGAACGGCUUCCCUCCAUUCAACAGACGGCAUUUCCCCCAAUGAACACCAAUGUGGUGGUGGAGAGACCAGCGAUCAAGCCACUGGACGCGAACAAGGCAACUAUGAGUUACUGCAAGACGGCCAUGUUGUUCUUCGUCGCGCUCCUCUGCACAUGGGUCCCCUCGACCAUCAACCGAGUGUAUACCCUGGUUCGACCAGAUGACUCUGUCUUUGGUCUCGACUUUGCUUCUGGCCUGGUCCUUCCGUUGCAGGGAUUCUGGAACACCAUCAUCUACAUUGUCACCAGCUUACCGGCGUGCCAAACACUGUGGGAGGAGACCAGAGCCAAUCUCUUUGGGCCUCGAGGCGGUCGUCCAGAUCGAACAUCACCGGCCAUCGCGCUGUCAAAACACAAUCACCGAGUUCUUGGCUCCGACGACACGAGGGCGGAUAUCAUGACGAGCAUGGAUAGGAAGAACCAGGUGGUCAACUACAGAGGGGAGGACGACGACGAUAUGGGAGAGGAGACGACGGGAUCCGGUCCCAUGUUUACACAUGCCAGAUGA